Molecule: messenger RNA, 7499 nt
Organism: Ahaetulla prasina
Lineage: Eukaryota; Metazoa; Chordata; Lepidosauria; Squamata; Colubridae
Gene: EXOC7
Product: exocyst complex component 7
Exons: 23
Coding region: 129-2291 (720 amino acids)
Biological process (GO): exocytosis
Cellular component (GO): exocyst
Molecular function (GO): phosphatidylinositol-4,5-bisphosphate binding
Source: RefSeq, a predicted model, not a curated record
AUGGCAGCCAUUCAAUAGCGGGGGUGGGGUGGGGCGGAGAAUGAGGCGGACGUAAACGAGUUGACAGGAGCGCGGAGGAGGUGCCGGCCUCGUCUGUCACAGGUUCCCGGGGUCGGUCGGGUUUCAAGAUGAUUCCCACGGAGGAGGCGUCCGCCCGGAGGAGGGAAAUAGAAGAAAAGCUGAAGCAGGAAGAAGAAACAUUGUCUUUCAUUAGAGAGAGUUUAGAAAAAAGUGAUCAGCUCACUAGAAAUAUGGUUUCAAUACUUUCAUCUUUUGAAAGCCGUUUGAUGAAGCUGGAGAACUCAAUUAUCCCUGUACAUAAACAAACUGAAAAUCUUCAGCGUCUUCAGGAGAAUGUGGAGAAGACUCUCUUUUGUUUGGAUCACAUUAUAAGUUACUACCAUGUAGCAAAGGACACAGAGAAGAUAAUAAAGGAAGGUCCUACAGGGAGACUGGAAGAAUAUUUAGGCUGCAUGGCUAAAAUCCAGAAGGCUGUGGAAUAUUUUCAAGAUAACAAUCCUGAUAGUCCAGAACUCAAUAGAGUGAAAUUGCUUUUUGAGAGGGGGAAGGAAUCGUUGGAGUCUGAAUUUCGUAGCCUUAUGACCCGAAAUUCUAAACCAGUUCCACCAAUCCUUAUCCUGGAUCUUAUCACUUUGGAUGAUGACUUAAAGACUCAAGAAGAUGUGUCCUUAGAACACCUUCCUGAGAGUGUCCUACAGGACAUUGUCCGUAUUUCUGGUUGGCUAGUGGAGUAUGGAAGGAAUCAUGACUUCAUGAAUGUUUACUACCAGAUCCGUUCCAGCCAGUUGGACCGCUCUAUCAAGGGGUUGAAGGAGCAUUUUCGUAAGAAUAGUUCUUCCUCGGGCAUCCCAUACUCUCCUGCAGUUCAGAACAAGAGGAAAGACACACCCACCAAAAAACCAAUAAAAAGACCAGGCACGAUCCGUAAGGCUCAGAACCUUCUGAAACAAUAUUCUCAGCAGUGUCUAGAUGGGAAAAAGGGGGCCUCUAACCUCAUUCCUAUAGAAGGUCAUGAGCAUGAUUUGCGAGCUAAGCAUCUUUCCGAUUCCUUGGUUGACAAGCACGGGUCAGUUGCUGGGAGAGAUGACAUGUUGGACAUGGAGAUUGAUGCGUACAUCCAUUGUGUGAGUGCCUUCAUAAAACUGGCCCAAAGCGAGUACCAGCUACUAACAGAAAUCAUCCCGGAGCAUCACCAGAAGAAGACAUUUGAUUCCCUUAUUCAGGAGUCUUUAGACAACUUGAUGAUUGAGGGAGACAACAUUGUGUCUGCAGCCCGGAAGGCCAUUAUGCGCCAUGAUUACUCAGCUGUGUUGACUAUCUUCCCCAUCCUAAGGCACUUAAAGCAGACAAAGCCAGAAUUUGAUCAGGUUUUGCAGGGUACUGCAGCCAGCACUAAGAACAAGUUACCAAGCCUCAUAACCUCAAUGGAGACCACAGGAGCCAAGGCUCUGGAACAUUUUGCAGACAAUAUCAAGAACAAUCCAGAUAAGGAAUAUAAUAUGCCAAAAGAUGGGACAGUUCAUGAACUCACCAGCAAUGCCAUUCUCUUCCUGCAACAAUUGCUGGAUUUUCAAGAGACUGCAGGUGCCAUGCUGGCAUCCCAAGUUCUUGGGGACACAUACAAUAUACCUUUAGAUCCCAGAGAGACUAGCUCUUCAGCCAGUAGCUACAGUUCAGAGUUCAGUAGACGGUUGCUGAGCACCUACAUCUGCAAAGUUCUGGGCAACUUACAACUGAACCUUCUCAGUAAAUCCAAAGUUUAUGAGGAUCCAGCAUUAAGUGCCAUCUUCCUGCUUAAUAACUACAAUUACAUACUCAAGUCCCUUGAAAAGUCUGAAUUAAUCCAGUUGGUAGCUGUGACACAGAAGACAGCAGAAAGGUCUUACAGAGAACUUAUUGAGCAGCAAAUUCUGACCUAUCAGUGCAGCUGGUUAAAAGUAACAGAUUAUGUCUCCGAUAAAAAUCUACCUGUCUUUCAACCUGGAGUCAAGCUAAAAGACAAGGAAAGGCAAGUGAUCAAGGAGCGUUUCAAGGGUUUCAAUGAUGGCCUGGAGGAGCUGUGUAAAAUCCAGAAGGCGUGGGCCAUCCCUGACACAGAGCAGAGGGACAAUAUUCGGCACGCCCAGAAAACCAUUGUGGAAGAGACAUAUGCCACCUUCCUUAACAGGUAUGGUAGUGUACCCUUUACCAAGAAUCCUGAAAAAUACAUUAAAUACAGAGUUGAGCAAGUGGGUGAGAUGAUUGAAAAGCUCUUUGACACAUCAGCCUGAUCUGCUCGUCAGCACAUUGAUGUUCUAGUUCAAGAAGGAAAAACCAAGAAACACUUAGUAACAACUUCUUACAUUUUGUGACAUAUGUAUCUACCAUACAUAUGGAAAGGAAGGAGAGGGAGGAACUCCGUGUUUUUUUUGCCAUGCUUAAAGAUGCAAAAAAGAGAUGGAUUUUGUUGAAGGGGCCAUAUUAAGGAUGAAUAUGGGAGUGAGAAGCAUCUGGAAUUAAAAAGUUUGAAGAAAGUUUGUGAUUCCUGAAGAUGGUAGGACAAUGAUUUUGUAUUUGGGCACUUCAAUAGCUGUGCCCAUAACAUCCAGUUCCUGUGCUGGGUAGCCUGAGCGUGUGCAGUCAGGAAAGAUAAAUUCAAGUUCAACAAAAAAGUGGAUGAAGGAAGGAGGAAGAGGGACAUAAAUUACAUUUAAGAUGGGCCCUUAGGCCCAUGGGCCCAUAAGAACUGCCAGUAUGUUUUCCUGGUUUCUCAUUGUCAUAUAGAUGUUUUUAUCUUUCUGCUUUUGCUUGUUAAGAAUAUUCAAACCAAUUAAGCAUUAUUGGGUAAAAUGAAUUUUAUAGCUGCAGUGGUGCAUUUAUCAAAACAAAGAAAAUCAUGUCUAUCUAUCCCAAGAUGAAAAAUAAAGCAACAAGCCAAGGCAUUGUGCAAUGAUAGAGCUGUGCAACACUUGGGAUUUGAAGGUAGAAAUGUGUGCGAUUAGGACUGUAUGGGAAUACCAACAGAGCAUCUGCCUGCAACUCCUUAAAGUAACAGGCUUUUUUCUUGAGCCCAUGCAGUUGUUAUUCUAUAGUGUGUUCUCAAGAAUAGACACAUUUGCGGUAAGAAGUUAUAGAUUCUGUGUACUUGCCACUGUGUGCCAUAAGGAAUCCCAACUUUGUCAAAGUCAUGGACUGCAGCUAAAACCUAAAAUUUUCCUGUCCAAUAAACUCUGUGGGUGUAUAUGUAUGUAUGUGUAUCUACACACAGAUGCAAACACAAAUAUUCAUACAAUUGCAUGCGCUUCAGCUUCUAUAGCUGCUGCAGAUACUGUUUUCUUAUUUUGAAUCUUGUUAACUUGCCACAAAGACACAGUGCAUUUGAGAUAAGAAGGGAGGAAGCAAAGCUGUAUGGAAAUGAGACGAGAGAUAUAAUUGAAAAAAAAGAGAAAAGGAAGAUAUUAGAAAAAGAUAUAAAUUAACCAGUCAGGCAACCCAAGAAGCAACUGGAAAACUGGCCAGGAGCCAUUUCUAUAUGUAGUUCUUUGCACUUGGUGGUAAUGUCUUGGUUUUCAAGAACUUCUUGUAUUCUCAUCAAUUAAUGUACAUGGACUCAUGAUUCAGGUAAUUAUAUGGGAAGAGAACCGCAUCACUUUGUUGGAUAAAAGAAGUCAUAGCAUAGCAAAUGAGAGGCAUUGUCGUGUCCCACUCCUCCGCUGACGGCCGGGUCAGGGAAAUCCGAAUCAGGCGUGCCUCUGCAGCUCUGCCAAAGUCCUAGCAAAGUCCUCAAGGCAGGCAGGAGACCAGAAAGUGACUUCAGCAAGCUAUGUUCGACUUUGCCUGACUCAGAGAAUGCCAGAAAGCAGAUCCUUUAUAUAGGCCAUGGGGUAUGGCUCCAUGACUCAGCACUUAUCCAGGCCUGCCCCUCCCUUCCUUCUGACGCCGCCGCCUAUCAAUUCUUCUGAAGCAAGGGUCACUCCAGUCGGCAGCUGUUGGUAAUUGACCUCCCUCAGGCUCACAUGCUGUGGGGGAGGGGGAGGGGUCUAGUUGCUCCGUUUGCCUGGGCAUGGAGCCAGGGCUGGGGCCGGGAGGUGCUUCCUCCUCCUCAGCCUGUCUGGGCAUGGAGCCAGGGCUGGGGCCGGGAGGCAUACUAGGACAUUCCUCAGUGUUCGGAAGCAGAUAAGAAGGCCCCGGCUGCGGUGAGAGCGGGCAAGACACAACAGGCAUGGGUCAUUCAGGUUACUUCAGGGUUGCAAAAGGAACUUCUCCUUUGAGUUUAUUUGAACUUUGAAGGCUAACAACUGAAAAUAAUGUUUAAAGCUACCAAUAAUUAUGAAUCAGUAAAAGGUUGGCUCUAAGUUGUGGGGAAUUAAUCGAAUGACUAUGUUUUUAUUUAAAAGAAAAAAAGUCCAAAUGGACAAGAUUCCACAAGCAAAAAUACACUCUAAGUGCACUGGUACACAAUAAUUGUUUCUUUUUAAAACCAUGAAACGUGCAGCUAUUGGCACUUGGAAAUGGCAAAUGGAAAUGGCAAAUCCCUACAGGGAUUGAAAUCACUGCAAUUUCAUAUUCCUCCUGUACUGAUGACACUUUGUAACAAUGUGUGCCAGUAUAGGCCAGGCUGCGGUUUAUUUUUUCAUAAACACAACUUGAUAUUUUGGAAAAAAUAUGUCAGUGUAAUACCUCACACAUGGAAGAAGUUCUGCUAUAGAUACUACUGAAUAAUUUGGGUGGCAAAUCCAAGAUGAUCAAGUUACAGCCCAAAACAGAAACUGUAGAACAUUUUGGCCAGCCCACUGUAUGUGACAUCAGGGGUGAAGUGCUCCCAGUUCGGACUGGAUCAGGUGAUCCAGUAGCUAUGGGGGCAGGUAGUUUGGAGAACCAGUAGCAAAAAACCCUGUCUCCGCCCCCCCUCCCCCGCCCAUGCCCCCCCAAUCGCCCAGUCCCCACUUGCCUACUUGCUGCUUCUUUUGGGCUCGCUAAGCCUUGCUUCCGCUGCUGUUGCAUUAGCAGUUGCAUUAGCUAGCAACUGAAUCUGCCUGCCUGCAAUCCAUCUCAUCGGUGAGCAACUCAAUCUGCCUGCCUUCAAUUGGGUAAGUAACUGGGGGGGGGGGAGCUUUACAAAAAUAGUUAAUUGGGUUUUUUUAAGGAGUUUUAUUAUUAUUUUUUUAGACAAAAAUUUAAAGUUAAGGAAGUUUUAAAUUUAGCUGCUUUUAUCUAAAAAUAUAAAUAAAAUAAAAUAAUAAAAUAAAAAGUAUUUUGUGCAGCUUUCUGAGAUUUGGUGUGUUUCUGUAGUGUUUCACUCUAACUACACAAACACAAAAUCUCACAAAGCUGUAUGUGGCAUUGUGUGUGUGUGUGUGUGUGUGUGUGAGUCGUGUGUGUGUAAAGUGUGAGUUGAUUUUUGGGCUUUUUGUGGCUUGUGUGAGGUUCCUGCUUGUUGCAGGGGCCAUUUUGGAUGAGGUGCAGCUGCUUUUACUUUGUGUGUGAGUCAGUUGUGUUGUGUGUGUGUAAAGUGUGAAAGUUGGUUUUUGGUACCCCUUAUUGUUUUGUGUAUUUUGUUUAUUAUUUUUAUUAUUUUAUUGGCCACGCCAACUCAGUCACCUGACCACCAAGCCACACCCACCAAUUAAGCCAUGCCCACAGAACUGGUAGGGAAAAUUUUUAGAUUUCGCCCCAUGUGACAUUCUGUUCUUUUCUAUCUUAGGGUUUGGGUUAGGUCUCCAUGAAUACAGAAAGCAAAGGGGCAUUACUAACAGAAUUGGAGCACAUGGAUAUGUUUUGGAGGGCACUGACUUUUCAAGCCUGCUUUAUCUCCGUUUCCUGGAGAAAUACAUGGGAAAAUCCCAUGGGGGGGGCAACUGGUUUAGAGUUAGGGUUAGGUCUUCAUGAUUUCAGACAGCAAAAUGGAUGUUGCCAAUGGAUUUGCUUAGGAGAGUGCUGACUUUUUGAGCCUGCUUUUUUUACGUUUCCUGGUAAAAUACAUGGAAAAAGUCCCUUGGGGGGGUGGCAAAUUCAUGUAGGGUUAGGGUUUAGUCUCUGUGAAUUUGGAGACUGAAAUGGACAUAGCCAAUGUAUUCGGAGUAUAUCCAAAUACCUUAGGAAGGCCCUGAUUUUUUGAUCCUGCCUUAUCUACAUGUACUGGAAAAAUAUAUUGGAAAAUCCCAUUGGCAGGCAAAUCCACUUAGGGUUAGGGUUAGGGUUAGGUCUCCAUGGAUUCAGAUAGCAAAAUGGAUAUCGCCAAUGAAUUCGAAGUGCAUGGGUAUGCUUAGGAAAGCAAGGACUUUUCAAGCCUGCUUCAUUUACAUUUCCUGGUAAAAUACAUGAGAAAAAUCCCAUGGGGGAGUGCAAAUUGGCUUAGGGUUAGGGUUAAGUCUCCAUGAAUUUGGACAGUAAGAUGGAUAUUGCCAAUGAAUUCACUGCAUGGCUAUGCUUAGGAGGGCACUGCCUCAUCUACAUUGGUAAAAUACAUGGGAAAAUCUUGGGGAGCAAAUCCAGUUAGGGUUAGGUCUCCAUGAAUUUGGACAGCAAAAGUGAUAUCACCAAUGGAUUUGGAGGGCAUAGAUAUGCUUAGGAGGGCAUUGACUUUUUAAGCCUGCCUUAUCUAUGAUUCCUGGUAAAAUAUCGUACAUGGGAAAAUUCUCCCAUUUUCAGUUUCUUGGAAACACUUCAUCUUUGCUCCUUAAUGAGAAUGUCCUGUCUCUUCUUGUCUCAUUAUCUUUAUUCCUAUUUGUAAAUGUGAUGCUGUAGGACCAGCUGACACAUUUCGUACUUGUCUUUGCUGUGCUCAACAAAGAAUGACUGAAAGCUGAAGUAAAAAUAAAUUCUGAUGAAUAGAACUUCUAUAGAGACAAUCAUGUUAAGUCCUCUGUGACAUGUCAAACCCAAUUUACCGACACAGACAAUUAUGCUAAAGUCAACAAGUGAGUGCAAUAAAUUAACAUCUAUAUAGACCUUGCAGAUAAUUGAGAUAUAAUACACAGUAGUUCCAGCUUUCAACCUGUAUGCGCAGCCUGCACUGGCUUCCUGUGGUCUUUCGGGUGCGCUUUAAGAUUUUGGUUACCACCUUUAAAGCGCUCCAUGGCUUAGAGCCCGGGUACUUACGGGACCGCCUGCUGUUACCUUAUGUCUCCCACCGACCCGUACGCUCACACAGAGAGGGCCUUUUCAGGGUGCUGUCCGCCAAACAAUGUUGGCUGGCGGCCCCCAGGGGUAGGGCCUUCUCUGUUGGAGCUCCUACGCUUUGGAACGAACUUCCCCCUGGUUUACGUCAAGUGCCUGAUCUUUGGACUUUUCGCCGUGAGCUGAAAACGCACCUAUUUAUUCAAGCGGGACUGGCUUAAAAGUUUUAUUAAAUUUUUAAUUGGGGCUAUUUAUGAAUUUUAGGGUCUUAAAUUGUUUUAAAUUUCGGCCAUUCCUGUAAUAUGCUUGGUUUUAGUUUUGUUUUAAUGUGUAUAUUGUGGGGUUUUUUUACUAUUUGGCUGUACACCGCCCUGAGUCCU